GUUCGUUCACGCAACCCUGGGAAACAUGAGCUGGCUGUGCGGCUAAUGUUAACGUUGCACCCUGCCCCAGCUGCAACCGUCUGCUACCGGAGAGGAAACGAGCUUCUACGAACGUUUCAUUCGUUUUCUUACGAUUUGCACAAAUUAUUUAAUUUUGCUCGCUGUUUUUUGUUUACGACACCAUGCCCUCACUGCGAUCAUGUUUUCAAGCUGGACUCGACUUCAUAGAAUACCUCGGAGAGAGAAAAUCGAAAACCGACAAAAAUGAACUUCGUGACAUUUAUAACUCCGAAUUUAGAAGAAACAGGAACGGAAUCAAAGGCCCGUCUUUUUCCAGUGUUGUGUUUGCCUUGGUUACGUUCAAUAAAGCUCACGUUCAGAAAGGGAAGAUAUUCUUAAAUAAAAAGUCUUCGGUUAUGCCAAGUUUUGUCUUAGAGGAGGGUCCCCGCUCCUCACAGGUCCGAGUCGUCUACGGAGACCAGUGGCGGAAGCCCAGGAAGCAGAAGCCGGGCAGCGCCCCGCCUGUGGCAAAUGGAGGACCAGCACCGCCCCCUGCUGGCGCAGUUCCGCGUCCCGCCGCUGCCCCCAGGCCCGCCGCCCAGCCGGGAUCGCAAGCCAAGAAGCGGCUGGCGAACAAAAUUCUGCAGAGCCUGAAGGAGAACAGAUCCGAAUUCAUCGCGGACAAGGAGGGCGUCGUGAUCACGUCGGACCACGACAUGGCUGGCGGCCGGAUCCAGUUCAGCGUGGAUCAGCUCCAGGAGGUCCACGUGGUGAAGAUGUACAUCCAGAACACGGGCGCCGCCGCGCUGAACUUCACGUACUACACGACCCUGCACCGCAUCCGCUGCUUCUCGCUGGCGGACGAGAAGAGGGUGACGCGGGCGAGCCCCCUCCUCCUGCAACCAGGGGACCGCUAUGAGGUCGAAGUUCAGUUCAUUUCUCUUCACGUUGGGUACUUCCCGGCCACCAUGGUGUUCGAAUUCAAGCCGGACCCCAUCGCCAAAACGAAGCCCUUCUACAUCGUUCGUUUCCUGGAAGCAGUGGCCAGGACCAAGCUGACCGUCGAGCUGGGGCCGGUUUCGCCAUACAAGCCCUACCAGUCUUCCACGUACAGACCAGUGGACACCAUGGUGGAGGAGGGGGAACCUCCUGAGAGGUCUGUUGUCCAACAAUUGAAACCGGUGGUGAAAUUAAAGGAGUCCAAAUAUCCGCUUCACCUGAAGGAGAUUGCAAAACAACGGCUGGAGGACACCGAGUAUUUAUCACCAGCGGCAAGGCAACAGCUUCCCUCGGUGAAGUCUCUGCUGGAGUCUCCCCUGAGCCGCAAGAACUACACCAAGCGCUUCCAGCUCCUGCUGCACCUGGAGGAGCUCCAGAUGGAGGUGGACAUCAGGAAGUACGACAUGCACAACCGAACCAUGAUCCAGGACCAGCGGGACAAGAAGCUCCUCAUUCUGCAGGUUCCGGGCGUGGCCGAGAACAGGCCGUCGGUCCUGCGGGGGGACGACCUGAGGGUGACCAAGGCCGAAGACGAAGACCAGCCCAUCACCGUCUACAAGGGCUACGUUCACCGAGUGGAGCUGGAGAGCGUCAAACUGGGCUUCUCCAAGAAGCUGGUGAAGAGCUUCCUCAGCAACAUGAAGUUCAACGUGGAGUUCACCAUUAACCGCUACCCUCUGAAACUCCAGCACCGGGCGGUGCAGCUGGCCAUCGACCACCGCCUGGGGGAGGUCCUCUUCCCCACCGGUUCCCAUGCCACGCCCCUUCCUCAACCGCAACCCCGACUCAGCCUGUACGACAGGAAGUUGGAGAACAAUCCGGAACAGUGCACCGUCGUCCAGCACAUCGUGUCUGGGGUGUCCCGCCCCGCCCCGUACCUGGUGUUCGGGCCCCCCGGCACCGGCAAAACCGUCACCUUGGUGGAAGCCAUCAAGCAGGUUCACAAAACGGACCCCCUGGCCCACAUCCUGGCGUGCGCCCCCUCCAACAGUGCCUCGGACCUGCUGUGUGAGCGUGUGCUGGAGCACGUGGGACCCCGCCUCCUGUACCGCCUGUACGCCAGCAGCCGGACCCUAGGGACCGUGCCCAAAAGCCUGCAGAAGUGCUGUAACUGGGAUGCACGGCAGGACUGCUUCGUGUUUCCCGACAAGGAGACCCUGAUGAAAUACAAGGUCAUCGUGGCUACCGUGGUUACGGCUGGAAAGCUGGUGACCGGAGGCCUGCCCGAGGGCCACUUCACCCACAUUUUCGUGGAUGAGGCGGGGCACGCCGCGGAGCCGGAGUGCGUCAUCGGAAUGGCGGGACUGCUCCAUGCCCAGACGGGACAGCUGGUGCUGGCAGGGGACCCCAAACAGCUGGGACCCGUACUGCGCUCCCCUCUGGCCAUACAGUACGGACUGGGUCUGUCCCUGCUGGAGAGGCUCAUGCGGGACAAUCCGCUCUACCAGAAGGACGGCGACAGCGGGCGGUUCAACCAGCUGUUCGUCACCAAGCUGCUGCGUAACUACAGGUCACACCCAGCUAUCCUCCGCAUUCCCAACGAGCUCUUCUACGACGGGGAGCUGCAGGUGUUCGCCAACAAGGAGCUGCGCAACUCGUACUGCAGCUGGGAGCACCUGCCCAAUCAGGGGUUCCCCCUCAUUUUCCACGGAGUGAUGGGGAAGGACGAGCGCGAGGCCAACAGCCCCUCCUUCUUCAACGUGGCCGAGAUCCAGAUCCUGGUGGAUUACCUCCGCAAGCUGCUGCAGACCCAGGGCAAGAAGGGCCUGGCCACCUUAUCGCCCAGGGACAUCGGCAUCAUCGCCCCCUACAGGAAGCAGGUGGAGAAGAUCCAGAAGGCCAUCAAAAGUGUCAAAGAGCUGAAACAGCUGAAGGACAUUGCAGAGCUGAAGGUAGGCUCGGUGGAGGAGUUCCAGGGGCAGGAGAGGAUGGUGAUCAUGGUGUCGGCCGUCCGCAGCAGCAUUAACUACGUAAAGAUGGAUAAAGACUUCAGCAUCGGCUUUCUCACCAACGAGAAGAGGUUCAACGUGGCCAUGACCAGAGCCAAGGCCCUGCUGAUCGUGGUGGGAAACCCUGUUAUCCUCAACAAGGACCCCAUCUGGGAGCGAUUCAUCAGCUACUGCUCGGAGGAGAAGGGCUACACCGGGUUCGACUGCGCUGACGCUGAAGGGGAGAACGACGUGGUGACUCGACUGGCUGCCCUCAGCAUCGAAGUGGAGCCGGAAGUGGAACAGGAGGAGAGCAACCUCCAGCAGUAUGUGCACCCAGAAUGGAGAAGCGAGCUGUGAUCGACCAGGACGCCCAUCCCACCCCUGCCCCCUGCCCCCCGCACCCCACCCCCAACAGCCCAGGGUGCGACCGAAUCACUGCCACCGAAUUGAUCAAUCAACUGAUCAGUUUCCGUCAGCUAUUACAUUAAACGCUUCAAAAAAAUCAAUAAAUAUCUACGACGCAGACCGUUUACAUGCACUAUGACCCCGUCAGGAAGAUACGUUCUGACUCCGCCCCCCCCGGGAGACUGGCUGUGCAUCACAGUGCUGAAGUGCCUUUAUAUCUGCUGAUGCUACAUUAUCUGCGGUCCACUGAUUUGUCCAUCUCAUUAUCAGUCUUACAGAUGUAUUUUUUAUUUUAAACCGUUGAGUUGUGCUGCAGAAAUGUCAAGAUGUCUUCCGCGGGCAGUGCCUUGUGCCUUAUGAGCUCAAGCCAUGAGUUGCGUAGUGACAAUCAUUUCAGCCACCGAAGCCACCUUAGACACACACUGCUUCCUGGAAUAAGGCACACCUUAUCUGAUGAAGUUUCUGAAGUCACUGGAUACCCUAGUUCAGGUGACGUUCGCAGUUCUGUCCCCGUCGUACACAAAAAGAAUAUCGCUGUCAACAGUUUUCUGUCAAAUUCAUUUGAAAGUUAACAUCCUUGCCGCUGGGUUUUUGCAAACAGUGUUUUUGUGCACAAUUUUAAAGUGCACGUUUAUAUAAGGCAGUUGAUUGGCAUGUGUGCGAUUUACUAAAUAAAACCUGCUUUGCCUUCAUCCUGCAAUGUCAAUGGAAAAUCCAGGGUAAUUAAUCAUUGCUUGAGAACGCAAAGGUGCUUAGAAAACCGUUGGAUAAGAGACAUUUUAAACCCGUUUUAAUGGCUCGGUGGCCCAUAAUAAUCAGUACUAUUCUGCCAAGGAUUUAAUGUUCUUAUGCUCAGGACUCUCAGUGACAGCAGUAUGUGUUUAGACAGAGACUGGCCUCUUUUAAAAGGGAGCGAAACGCAAUCAGUAUUUUUACAGUGUUAACGUUAACAUUCAUGGGAAGGGCAUUUACAAGUGCGCUUACAGUUUUUUGACGAUUCAUACACGCAGCUUUGCAUUACAGUUGAAGUCAGUUUCUUUUGGAAUGUGAUUUAAAGCGAUUAUGUGAAGCACAAUUCAGCUGGUACUGAUUCCUGAACUACUUGGUGUUUUAACCGACGCGUGGUAAAAUGGCGGUGUUUGUGUACGCAUUUACACUGUUCAGUGUUGGAGUGGUCCCUGUGUGUAAGGGACAUGAGUCUUCAUUUCCACUGGGCUUGCUGUGGGAGAAUUUCAGUAUGCAGAUAAUAAACUAAACAGUGUAAUUUCUGUAUUGUACAGAAACUACUUAUGUGGGUCCCUGGUUUUUUUUCCUCAAAGUAAAUAGCAUGUGUUAUCAUUAAACUGCAGUAAUGGCCUGUUGAUAUUGGCAGGAUGUGUAGUGGGGUACAGCCACUGAAAGAUUAAUAUUCUCUGGGGGGGGGGGGGGGGUAAAUUAUAUUGGAAUACUAGACAUCUUCAAGUAUAGACAACACCAGUAAUUAAUAUUUGCGAAUUACUUUAGCCCUACAAUAAAAUACAUUUUAUAAGUAUGAGAAGAGAUGAUGAAUGAGCAAUACCGAUUUCUUCAGCUGCUUAGCUAAAGUAAACCAACCAAAAAUAAUAAUAAUGAUGAAAGUGAUCCCGUUUCAAAAAUAGUUUAAUAACAGCGGUCAUGUUUACUUGAUUCAAACAUUCACAACACUGUUCCUGUUUUACAAAGCAUCGUCACGGUCAGCUUCCAUAUAAAUCCUGAUUAUGUGGGCUAUUAAAAUCAUUUCAGAAGGGGGGGGGGGGGGAGGAAA
Molecule: messenger RNA, 5118 nt
Organism: Anguilla rostrata (American eel)
Lineage: Eukaryota; Metazoa; Chordata; Actinopteri; Anguilliformes; Anguillidae
Product: putative helicase mov-10-B.1
Exons: 23
Coding region: 183-3287 (1034 amino acids)
Biological process (GO): regulatory ncRNA-mediated post-transcriptional gene silencing
Cellular component (GO): cytosol; P granule
Molecular function (GO): RNA binding; 5'-3' RNA helicase activity
Source: RefSeq, a predicted model, not a curated record